AUGGUCCAGGAGUCUGUUCGUGAUAAGGAGAACAAUCUAGAGGCUGCUGUAGGGGAGCGUGACCUUGUCACCGCUGUGGGUGAAAGAAAACACGGUUCUCCAACUGGUGACAUUGAAUCUGUACUGGAUCUGCCUGGGGAACAGUCUGGCGAUGGGAAGGAAACCUGUGUAGAUUUACAUCGUCCAUACUACAUCACUUACGUUCUAUCACGAAACAGCUCUGAAAUAGCACAGUCUCAUGAAAAUAACAUUUCAGUUUUCAGUCAAGCAGGAAACCUAAGGCAACCAGCUUGCCAGUACAAAAUGGUUUAUGCACUUUGUAAGUUUAUGCAACCAGGAACAAGAACAGAAAUUCUCCCCCUUGUGAUUGCUAAUGGCCGAGAUGUCUUCUACCUGAGCUCCAGGCUGCAGAGUUACAGCCAGCGGCUGAGGAAAUUGCAGUGCAAUGGCCGCAAUGACUGUGACGAUUGGAGUGACGAGGCUCAUUGCGACUGCAGCGAGGGCUCGUUUCGGUGCCGCUCGGGCCGGUGCCUCAGUGACCGCCUGGUGUGCGAUGGGUACGACGACUGCGGGGACCUCAGCGAGGAGCAGGACUGCGGUAAGGAGGCUCCGGGCUGUGGCCCGCGGGCACGGGCGCUGCGGACCCAGCGACGUGACCAGCAGGAAACAGAAUGUGACAAUGGGAGCAAACUUAGGGUUCCGGGCAAGCUGAGCAGAGUCACCACACCCUCUGAGAAGCAGACCCAUCUGCACCCUCAGUGGUGUGGGCUGCAGGCCUUGGUGGAAGACUGCAACCUCACCAAGGAGCAUCGCUGUGGGGAUGGGCGCUGCAUCCCGGCCGAGUGGGUGUGUGAUGGUGACCAUGACUGUGUGGACAAGUCUGAUGAGGUCAACUGCUCUUGUCUCAGCCAGGGCCUGGUGGAGUGCCAAGGUGGACAGUGCAUCCCCAGCGCCUUCCAGUGUGAUGGAGAUGAGGACUGCCAGGAUGGGAGUGACGAGGAGAGCUGCAGCGACAGUCAGUGUGAACCAAUUACCCUGGAACUUUGCAUGAACCUGCCUUACAACCACACAAGCUAUCCGAAUUACCUUGACCACCAGACCCAGAAGGAGGCAUCCGUCAGCUGGGAGUCUUCCCUUUUCCCUGCUCUUGUGCAAACCAACUGCUACAAAUACCUCAUGUUCUUUGCUUGCACGGUCCUGGUUCCGAAGUGUGACAUGAAUACGGGCCAGCGUAUCCCCCCUUGCAGAGCCCUGUGUGAGCACUCCAAAGAGCGCUGUGAGUCUGUUCUGGGCAUUGUGGGCCUGCAGUGGCCUGAAGACACAGAUUGCAAUCAAUUUCCAGAGGAAAAUUCCGACAAUCAAACCUGCCUGAUGCCCAGUGAAGACGUGGAAGAAUGCUCACCUAGCCAUUUCAAGUGCCACUCGGGGCGGUGCGUUCUGGCUUCCAGAAGAUGUGACGGCCAGGCUGACUGUGAUGACGACAGUGAUGAAGAAAACUGCGGUUGCAAAGAGAGGGAUCUUUGGGAAUGCCCAUCCAGUAAACAGUGUUUGAAGCACACGGUGGUCUGUGAUGGUUUUCCAGACUGUCCUGAUGGCCUGGAUGAGAAAAACUGCUCAUUUUGCCAAGAGGAUGAACUGGAAUGUGCCAACCAUGGGUGUGUGCUACGUGACCUGUGGUGCGACGGAAGAGUCGAUUGCUCAGACAGUUCGGAUGAAUGGGACUGUGUGACCCUCUCUAAGAAUGUGACCUCCUCUUCAUUCCUGACCGUUCACAGAGCUGCGGCUGAAUACCACGUGUGUGCUGAUGGCUGGCAGGACACAUUGAGUCGGCUGGCCUGCAGGCAAAUGGGUUUAGGACAACCAUCUGUGAUGGAGUCGAUACAAGCACAGAAAGGCCAGCAGCUGCUGAGGUUGCACCCGGACUGGAAGAAUCUCAAUGAGACCACCUUGCAGGAGCUGCUGGUACGCGGGCAGUCUUGUCAGAGCAGAAGUAAGAUUUCUCUUCUGUGUACUACACCAGACUGUGGGCGUCGCCCUGCUGCCCGGAUGAGCAAGAGGAUCCUCGGGGGUCGGACGAGCCGUCCGGGAAGGUGGCCGUGGCAGUGCUCCCUGCAGAGUGGACCCAGUGGGCACAUCUGUGGCUGUGUCCUCAUUGCCAAGAAGUGGGCGCUGACGGUGGCCCACUGCUUUGAAGGGAGAGAGAAUGCUGCUGCUUGGAAAGUAGUAUUUGGCAUCAACAACCUGGACCACGCAACCGUGUUCACACAGACGCGCUUUGUGAAGAAGAUCAUCGUGCACCCUCGCUACAGCCGGGCCGUGGUGGACUAUGACAUCAGCAUCGUGGAGCUGAGCGAGGACAUCAAUGAGACCAGCUACGUGCGGCCAGUCUGCUUACCCGGCCGGGGGCAGUAUCUAGAACCAGACACGUACUGCUACAUCACAGGCUGGGGUCACAUGGGCAACAAAAUGCCUUUUAAGCUGCAGGAGGGAGAGGUCCGCAUCAUUUCUCUGGAGCAGUGCCAGUCCUACUUCGACAUGAAGACCAUCACCACACGGAUGAUCUGUGCUGGAUAUGAGGCGGGCACAGUCGACUCAUGCAUGGGAGACAGCGGCGGGCCCCUUGUCUGCGAGAGACCUGGAGGACAGUGGACAUUAUUUGGCUUAACUUCAUGGGGCUCUGUCUGCUUUUCCAAAGUCCUGGGGCCUGGAGUGUACAGCAAUGUUUCCUACUUCGUCCAGUGGAUUGAAAGGCAAAUGUACAUCCAGACCUUUCUCCAGAAGUAACUCCAAGGAUGAUGAGAGACUUGACUGUGCCUCUAGUCAGUGAAGAGCGCCCCAGGGACAGCUGCACAGACUUACUUCUCACGGACAGGGGUGCCCAAGUUGCAUUGUCAAUGUCUUGUGUUAGACCAGCCUUUCUGUUUCACUCUUAUUUCUCUUUAAUUUCACACCAGGCUUCAAGAAACCACAGCCAAGUAGGUUUGGCCCUUUUGCUAGGCUCUCCUUGAAUGCAGCAUGACAUGAUCAGGUCCUUUGUAGAGGAGCACACUGUUUCAGCCCCUGGGGCAACUGGUUACAGGAAAGAGCCCUUUCAUUCUGUCACCAAAGAAGACAUUGAGAUCCACACCGCCUAACACCCCCUGUGCUUUCCGCUCGGGAACGGCAGGCUAGAGGCCACAUUUCAAUAUUAACCUUGGAGACUGGCUUUUCCCUUUAGAGAAGGCCCAGACAGCUCCCAUCCCUGAAUCAUUUACCAUUACUCUUCCAUACACUUCAGAGAACUCACAGGCAGGUGACAGACCAACAGCAUCAAUAAUGCAAAGACCUCCAGAUGUCAAGGCUCCGCCUUGGCCCUGUAUUCAUUUCUGUCCACUGUGUAUUGAAAUCAAGCUUAUAAUUCUAUAGAAAAGUCUCACAAGACUUACCCCAAGUGCUGGGGCUCUUCCAGUUUGCGACUGUUGGAUGAUUAAGAGUUCAGUACCCAGGUCAAUCCACU
Molecule: messenger RNA, 3496 nt
Organism: Jaculus jaculus (lesser Egyptian jerboa)
Lineage: Eukaryota; Metazoa; Chordata; Mammalia; Rodentia; Dipodidae
Product: atrial natriuretic peptide-converting enzyme
Exons: 20
Coding region: 1-2784 (927 amino acids)
Biological process (GO): acrosome reaction; proteolysis
Cellular component (GO): membrane
Molecular function (GO): serine-type endopeptidase activity; protein binding
Source: RefSeq, a predicted model, not a curated record